CACGGAUAGGAAGACGUGUAGAUAUGAAGAGUACCCUUGUCAAAACCUCUAAUAAAUUCGAGGUCAUUUAUGGAGAAGUAGCAGGAGGGUUGGGUCCACUUGGAAUACCCACUGCCUGUCGUAAAAAGCGUUAUCUCGAUAAG
Molecule: messenger RNA, 143 nt
Organism: Entrophospora candida
Lineage: Eukaryota; Fungi; Glomeromycota; Glomeromycetes; Entrophosporales; Entrophosporaceae
Source: the annotation of a GenBank genome assembly